Paramecium sonneborni is the source of this 768-nucleotide messenger RNA. The record is from the annotation of a GenBank genome assembly. NCBI's taxonomy places the organism in Eukaryota, Ciliophora, Oligohymenophorea, Peniculida, Parameciidae.
AUGAAAUUUUAACAUUUGUUAAGUAAUAUCCAAACCUUGACGUUGAAAGAAAUCAAAGAAAUGACCUUAAAUAAUCUGAAGCAAUUACAUUAUAGAAAUCAAUAUUAUAAUAAAUUUCAAUCACAGGAUCUAUUCAUAUUGAUUAAUAAAAAUUUAUAUUUAUCUAAAAAACCCAAGACCAAAUGUGCAUAGAAUUUCUGUCAAUACCACUUUAAAUCAUUGAAAGAUAGAAAAGAUGAAAUCCAACAGUAUAAAUUUUAUUCCCAUGAGAACAGUUAGAAUAUAGUGGAAAAGUCAAUUUAUUAAUCAUUUUAGGAGGAGAAUAAUGAGGUUUUUGCAAGUUUUAAUAAUUUGUUUAAGACUCAUAAACUAAUAGCAUGUUUCUUGGACAAGAUGGUUAAAAUUUAUUUUAUAGAGUCAUCUAAAGAUUAAGAAUAAAGAAUCAAGGCUUAAUCAAUAUUGGAAUCAUGGCGGUCGACAAUCUUAAAUAGGAAUAAUUUGCAAUCUAGCUCUUAUCAAUUAUAGAUUAAAUAUUUGCUAUUGAAGAUAUAUAUGGCUCAAAGCAGACUUUUUCAAAUGUGUCAUAAAUGGGCUCAAGAAAAUCAGUAUUUUUUAUUGACACAACAUGUUAAUUUUGCUAAAAGCAAGGUUGUGUCUGUUAGAUUAUAUAUGCUUAGAUACCAAAGAGAACAUGAGUUCAGUUCAUCUAUUUAAAAUAUGAACUAGGAUUUAAUUAUUUUCAGAGAUCUUUUAGAUUAAAAAGUUUGA